GUUGCUGUUGUGCUAUAUGGCGAAAAUAAUUCAUCUUAUCCUGUUGAGCUGUUUACCAAAAAUCGUGACUUGUUUCAACGAAAUUCAAGAGAUGUUUUUGUUGUCAGGUGAGUUCAUAUAAAGAUUUUAAGAUUGCAAUUCCUUCUGUUGUGUUUCAUGUAUAUAUAUAUAUAUAUAUAUAUAUAUAUAUAUAUAUAUAUAUAUAUAUAUAUAUAUAUAUAUAUAUAUAUAUAUAUAUAUAUAUAUAUAUAUAUAUAUAUAUAUAUAUAUAUAUAUAUAUAUAUAUAUAUAUAUAUAUAUAUAUGCUUUUGUUUGUCUAAUUUUCGUAAUUAUUUGUCUUCAAACAAAGCAAGUUAUUACCGAAAUUGAAUAAUUGAAAUAUUACUAACUAAAUGGUUCUUAAACCCUUCAAUCACUGUCCCCUAGCUUUCCUAAAACACUAAUUAUAAUUUCGUUCUUUUUUGUUUUCUAUUGUUUGACUUUGCAUUUGUAGUAAUAGCAAAACUUAAUAGAAAACAAAGUUAUCAGAUCUAUCUGAAAUUAUCAACAGAGAAUGGCACUUCUGCAUAUGAAAAUGGCACUGAACAUCGUUAUUCAUUGUCUCCUGGUGAACAUUCAUUCAGUCCAUUCAAUCUUGUUUGCUUUGGCUUUUCUUUACAUAUUUUACUGAAAGUUUAAACUAAGUUAAAGUUAAAGUUAAUGGUAAAAUUUUAGCUUGUAAAACCUUUUCCAGUGUGCGCGAGAAUUUGGGAUUGUUAAACUCUAUUCAUCUCUGGCAUGACAACAGUGGCAGCUCACCAUCUUGGUUUGUUGAUAAACUCGUUAUCAAAGACUUAAAUACCAACAGGAAGUGGUAAGAAUACUUUCAUACUAUAGACAUUUUUGGAUUACUGGAUGUAUGUAUAUGGAGAAUAGGUACAAACAGCUAUCACAACUAUUCGCCAGAUUUAUACUUGGAAAGGAUCAUCCGUCAAAACGCACGAUCAGAAAUUGCGGCUACAAAUGGAUAUCUAAUUUGCUAUAGGUCAUCUUGACUGAGCUUGCGUAGAUUGUACUUGCAGACGUGUACUGCAUAUUAAAUUAAGGGCCUGUUUACAUGGAGGUAGGGUGACCCUAUCAGGAGGGUUACCCUAGCAAGCGGGUCACCCUAGUCUAAUGUGUUUAGGAGGCAAGCUACUAAAUUAUUUCAAGAUAUAGUCGGCACGUUUUUGAUUGAUUGGUAGAAUUAUAGCAAAAAAUCCAAUAUUAUAGGUGACUAAAGCAUAAUUCUUAAACUUACAAUUUGAGCCUUGUUGUGUUACAAUGUCAAAGUAAAGCAAAACGAAAAGCGCACGAAAAUUCCUGCCUAAGCCUAGGAUGCCAUUGAAUAAUUGCUCAGCGACAUGGCCAUUUGUCCGUGCAAUUUCUGGUCGUGCAGCAUUCCCCCAUGAACACAAGACCAUGCAUGUAUCAAGGCGCAAGAUCUUGCGUGCGUGGGAUGUCAUUGCAUGACGGUAGAUCCAUGUGUUUAUUACGAGGUGAAUAUUGUGCAUGUCCUCUGAACUGUUACUAGUAUAUGAACUGCUUGCUCAACUGCUUGCUCAACUGCUUGCUAAACUGCUUGCUCAACUGUUUGCAUUCGUGUUAGUGUGUCCGGUUAUAAGUUAUGAUUCAAUAUUUUGUUCUGUAUUUAUGACAGGAUAUUCAGAUGUGCCAGAUGGUUGGCCGUUGAUAAAAACGAUGGAAUGGUAGGUUUGUUAAUUUCCUCCGACACGGAAACUAGACAGCGAAAUAUUAUAAAGUAGACACAAUAUUACGCAUGCAUAAAUUCACGUUAUCCCACACAAUAAAGACCUAAACGUAUAAGUUAGCCCACUACAAACCAAUGAUUCUAACUUACGACCAUCAUCUCACCACGCAUCCAAGAGAGAAUGGGGACUAGCAGAAGGAAUAUUCGUUUCCACAAACUUGGCAGAUCGAUUUUUAGACCAUUAGAUUACUAAGCCCAUUUUCCACAAGGCGAAUUUGAGCGAAACGAAAAACAAAUCUUGGCAAUGUGAUUGGUCAGCGAAAAAAUUCGCCGCAAAAAAGUUGGAUCAGUUCCUACUUUUUCACUGUUUGCGCGAACCAAUUCGCCUAGUGGGAAAUGCAUGGGCUUUACAAAGGAAAUCGGUUCGGAUAAUUGUAUUUUUUAUAAUUGUAUUUUUAAUUUUUUCCCAGUAAAUGACAAUGAUUAUUAUUAUACACAGGGUGUUAGCCAGAAGUAAAAAAAAAAUCCGCGUUUACCUGAAAUUGGGAAAUUUAUUUUAGCCUGAAGCCGGGCAUUUCUUUGUGGGUCUGGGGGCGUGCGGUUGCGCCCCCUCUCGAUUUUUAAAAUUUUUGUGUCUUUGAAAUGGCAUUUCCCGCAUUUUGGGAGUAAUUUUGAGCAAAUGUAGUUAUAAACAUGUUUUUAAUGGCGUAUUAACAACAUUGAAUUUCUAUAACUAUUUUUUGGCUGACCCAAAUUGGGAAAUUGCGACCUCAAGGUAAUUGGGAAAACCGCGUUUAACGCGGAAUUUUUUACUGUAGCUAACACCCUGAUACAACAUUUACGCUGGCAUAUGAAACUCGAACCAAUUUUUAGGCUCAGUACAGUAUUCACACAGUGUCAUUUCAAUCGUUAAAUUGUGAGUACCUAACUUCAUUUAACAAUGUUGUCGUUUUUAUAGCUCGACUGCAAGAUAAAACCGUUUGAUUUUAAGCGCAACUUCACCUUUAAGGUUUGCCAAUCUUAAUCUGCUAAAGAUUCGUCACUGUUGCAAUAAAUAAAUAAUGCAUGUAUUUCUUAUAUUGAUAAGAUAUACAUAUUCACGAAACUGUAUGCAUGGUCAAUUGGUCUUGAUACACCGGCAACCAUAAACGAAACGAAACUAAAGGCUUGUUUACACUAUCGAAAUUUGCUCACAAUAUAGGAAUUUUGCAUAGGUAAAUUUUGGAGGAUUUGUAAGAAAUGUUUGAGGUAACCACCGAUUCAGUGUUCAACAGUUCCAUCAAACAAUUCUUACAAAUCCUUCAAAACUUAGAAUUUAUCUGUGCAAAAUUCCCAGUGUAACCACAGAAGUUAGUGUAAACCAGCCUUGGCUUAAGCUUAUCUAUAUAGGCAGUACAGAAUUGUAUCAUUUCUGAAGUCUGACCUGUUUCCAUUAAUUGGAGAAGUCCUUAACAGUUCUUGAGCCGGUUUUCCACUAUAGGCGGAAUUUUUCUUUGUCUUCUCUAAUUAGUUCCACCCGAGAAAUCACAAGACAAAGAAAAAUUCCGCUCUGCGCGCAAAAUUCCGCCUAGUGGAAGUUUCCGUCGAGCCAGAGCCUUCUUAUAUUUGCAUAAUUGCAACUGCAGGAGGAAGCUGGCCAAAACCUCAGGUAUUUUAUAUAAUCAAACUAGAAGCAUACUGUAUAUUUCAAAUGAGACUAAGGCGGCGAUAUUUGAAUCAGACAACUGCAUAUUGCAAUAAUAAUCGGACCUGAUCACAAAUGUAAAAAUACUCGACCAUCCGUACUAGUUUAUACCGUGUGCACGACUGGACCCAUGCAUGCAUGACUAAUUUUUUUAUCAAUGUUUAGGAGUUUCAAUUGGCACUUGGGGAAAAACUAAUGGAUUUUCAUAUAUGGCUAUCACUUAUAAGAAUGCCGACGUAUAGUUUAUUUACAAGAGCUGAGGUACGAUGUCCAACCUGACUUUUUCUUAGUCUCUAGCCAGAGUUUUCCACUGAACCAUGGUGCAAUAGAUCACGAUUUUUAGCUAUAUAUCUUACUGCUUACGCCAAUGGCUCAAGGUGUACUCAACUGUUCUAUAACGAUACUGUAUAGGUAAAAGGUAAAAUCAUGGAGUUUCAGCAUAAUCUUCUUUGCACCAAACUAUAUUAAUCCUGAGAAAAUCCAUGCAUUGUAGCUCCUGACCUUUAUUUAUUCUUUGUUUUUCCUAUAGCGUCUGACAUGCUGUAUAUUAUUGUUGUUUGCAUAUCUAUUUUUCAAUGCGUAUUUUUGUCACAAUUAUACGGAAUAUGUCGUAAGUAUUUUAGAUGCGCUUUAGUCAUCCAGUUAAUCCUCUAUAUUACUCCCUAUGAAUUUGCUGCGUUUCCUACUUAUACUGCGUUGUGGCAAAGCCCGCCCUCUCACAUAACACCCCUUCCCCGUGAAAUGAAUAAGCCUCCCCCGCGUGCGAGGGCUUUAUUGAGGAUGUUCCAUAUUUGAAACAUUCGAGAUCAACGUCGUCGGCACUUUACGUCUGCCCAAACGUUCUGGCGUUUAUAAUGUUCAAGAUGGUCUAUUUAAUGUGUCUGAACCAUAGGUCUGAACAGAAACUUGAAAUCAAACCCAAAAUUAUAUUUGUAUACUUUGUGUUAUUUUCCUUUAGCUUGAAGAAAUUUUUUCCCUUGUUGGUAUAGCAUAAACUCGCUUCUUAGUUUAACCUCUGUGGUUUAAGUUUCAAAAUAACUUUAAAACCUAUAUGCAUGGCAGUAUUUGAUGACAAAAAAAUUCGCUGCAGGCCUCACAUGAAAGAACUUUUAAAGUUAUAUAUUAUUAACCCCACCGAAUUUUUCUUCUUGCUUAAUUCUUGAAAUAUUUUGACUCUUCGAUCUUGACAUCUUGGAUUAGUUUUUGACCUCAUAAAUGGUGGUUUUGGUGACGUCAAAGCUGGGUUAGCCCAAUGACGUGACUGAUGUCUAUCUGGAGCGAGAAGUCAUUCGGCCUAUGAGGAAAGUGAAGCCAAGAUGGCAGAAGGCUAAUUUACCCAUGCCAUAUAUGAUCAGUGUAGGUCGUAACGUUGUAACAUGCAUAUCCACAACUACACAAUUUUUUAAUUGAAUUGAAUUGAAUUCUGAAUUUUUGAAUUUAUUAGAUUUGUCACACAAAUCACACAAUCACAGAUAAUUAUUUACAGAGGUCAAAAAAAGUAUUAAUUUACAAAAGGGUAAUAAUAACAGUUUACAAGAGUAGGUAUUUAUGUGACGAGGAGGUUUGAUGAGAAACAACUUGGCUAAUUAUGUGUAACAAACCUCCUCUUAUGUUGAAUUUAUCUCAAUGAUAAUUAUAUGAACAAAAUUGGUUUUAUUAAUUAACUAUAAUAUAAGACGAGCAGGGAUGCUUUUUCAUUUUUUUGGUAAAUGACGAAUAUGAUACACUAUUUAUUAUAUUAUUAUUUAGAUUGUUAUAAAGAAGUGGACCUUGAUAUUUAAUUGCAGAAAAUUGCCGUAGAUUUGUUCUUGAAUCUUGGAGUUGCAAUGUAAAAUUCAUUAGCUCUCCUAGUAUUAUAAUUAUGUACUUGCCGUUUUAAAAGAAAUAGGUUUUCAAAAUGGUCUGGUAAGAGAUUGUUCAUGUACAAGAACAUAAAUUGGCCAGUUUGUAAUUUACAGAGGUCGUGAAAUUUUAGUAAUCUUAGAUUUUUAAAGAUCAAAUUGGUAUGAGAAUCGAAACUACUAUUAUUUAAAAUUCUGACAAUACAUUUUUGAAGAAUUACCAAACGAGUUAAUUGAUGCAUACGUAUAGAUGGCCACACUAUAUUGCAAUAUUGCAAAUAGGGAUACACCAUCGAGUAGUAAAGAGUUAACAGUGAUUGUUUUAACAGAAAAAAAGCUAGAUUUGCGUAUUAUUCCUAUCGAUUGGAAAUCUUAUUUGACACAUGAUUAAUGUGAGAUUUCCAAGUGAGAUGCUCAUCUAGAAUGACACCUAAGAAAACAAUUUCAUUUGUUUGAAUGAGUUCUCUGUUAUUAAGUACUAUUUUAAAGUUUGUUGGUUGAUUUUUUUGUCUAGGUUUGAAUAUCAUAAAUUUUGUUUUAUCAAGAUUUAAAGACAAUUUGUUCGCUCUGAGCCAAAUCGAAAAUUUUUGUAGCUCUCCGUUUGUCACAUUAACCAAGUGCACUGGGUUUAUAUGCGAAAAGAACAAGUUCGUAUCGUCAGUAAAAAGGAUUAGUUUUGCAACAUCAGAAACAUUACAUAUGUCGUUGAUAUAUAUCAAAAACAUCAGUGGCCCUAAAAUGGAUCCCUUUGGAACUCCACAGGUUAUAGAUUUAAAGGCAGAGCAUGAGUUAUUAAACUGAACAUAUUGUUUUCGGUCAGAAAAGUAACUUUUUAUCCAGCUCAUUGCUAUGCCACGUACACCAUAAUAUUCCAAUUUCUCAAAAAGAAUAUCAUGGUCCACCGUGUCAAAAGCUUUGGAUAGGUCCAGGAAAAUUCCAACAGCAUAUUCCUUUUUGUCGAUUGCUUCUGAGAUUCUAUCAUAUAAAUCAACAAGGGCUAAUGAAGUUGAGUGACCCUUUCUAAAACCGUAUUGAUUUACACAUAAAAUAUUGUGUAUUCAAAUAGCUAGAUAAUCGUUUCUAAGAUACUUUUUCCAAAAUUUUUGAGAAAGCAGGUAAUAUGGAAAUAGGUCUAUAAUUAUUGACAAAUAGUUUAUUCUCUGCCUUGUAUAAAGGAAUAACACUCGCUAUUUUAAGCUUACUUAAUUACUUAUGCUAGUAUUUAAGGUCGGGUAUUUCAAGAACCAAUCCCAAGCAUGAUUUGAAACAGCUGAAAAAAUGUUUUCCACAUAAUUUUAAAAGUUCUUUCAUCAAAAAAGACAAACUGAUUUUAUAUCGCCGUAUUCCUGCAGGAACUCACAGCAAUCUAACUUGUUUUAUAACUCGUAAUAGAUAAUGGAUUGUGUGUCCGUGUUCAACCCGACCUACUUGCAGUUCAAAGUUGGUGUCUUCACAACCCUGUCUUGUCUUCCUAUUUAUCUUCUUUUCUCCGUUAUGUUUCGAUACACGAAAUCAUUUAUCUGGUUACAGGUAAUAAACUAAACUUAUUUAUACUAGAUACUGUAUCUCUCUUUUUUCUGCCUACUAUUACUCGUGUUAUUACUAUUGCACGAUCGGAAAUUGCCGCCUAAGCCAAGUCCAGGUGGGCAUGCGUAAAAUACUGAGCAUGCGUAGAUUGCAUAUGCUGACAUGUACUGAAUAUAAAUAUGGCGAGCUACUGAGAUAAUAGACCUUUUUAAAAAGUCUGUCUUGUGACGUUGUUUUGCGGAUAAAGGAAAACCCCGCACAGCCAUUUGGCUUGCCUGGUUGGCCAAAUGAUCGUAUUUAUCCGCAAACUACGUCACAAGGCAGACUUUUUAAAAAGGUCUAUUAUAGUCGGUAAAAGUUUUUGAUUUUUUGUAAACAGUAAAAGAAAAGAAGAGGCUAAUUGUCUAAAAACCGUAUUCCGAGCAUAAUUCAAACCUAACUAAGUACUGUAUUUAUUGGAUACCUUGAACAGGUCUACCUAGAAAUCCUGAGAGAGCGUCAUCCCUUAUUCGUUUGUAGAUUUUUGCGCACAUUCCAAGCUGGGACCCAUUAAGAUUGUAUAUUUAUUUUUAUUUACAUCUGUUCUAGCCGGCAAAGAAUGCUAAAGUUGUACCGUGUACUACAGAUUCAGAAAUAAAGUCAAGUAAGUUAAAUGCAAAGUUUAAUAUAGCUACACCUAAAAUUAAAAAUCCGAAGUUAGUAUAUAGGUUCCUCCAUAAGGAGAUGCAAAACUGCAAUUUUCUUUUUCCUCGCCAUUUUGAGUACAUGAAGUAAUAAUAUUUUAAAUCCAAAAAUGAGGACUGGACCAUAUUUCAAGCCUGAGCAGUUUGUUCCAGCCGAGAGAGCGAACACGAAGACUGGAGCUAACUGGUGCGAAUCCUAUUUCCCAGUCAACUCCAAUUCCUACCCCUUCAGGACGUAUUUUAAAAUUAGGAUAUCUUAUUCACAAUUUGUAACUAGUCACCUGGAAAAAGACUGGGGAAAGUGGUGCGUCAUCGGAUUGUUACUGCAAACAAAGUACCAAAUAAUUAAAUAAAAUAACUACUGUAAUGAUCCCAUAAUGCAAAUUCAAGUAGUUGAUUGUAACUACUCAGGCAGGUUUAAAGCAAAUUUAUAUAUAACAAGAUAUAAAUUCAAGUUAAUGGGACAACAAGUUUUUCACCUAAUUCAACACUGAUUAAUAUAAUCUCAUAGUAACAGGAUAAGCUUGUCAACAGCCACAAAAAGGCGAUAUCCAAUAGUCCAAAGUUCAAAUGUUUUCGUGGGCACUUGUAAACCGAAUGAAAGAUCAACUGACCAAUCUUAUGUCAACAACGAACACGCAGAACAAAGGUCAAUGUGAUAAGGGAGUUCACUUUGACAAAUAUCCCAACAAAGAGCAAUGUCUUGUUACCGAGAAAUGUUCCUGGUAUCUCGUGCAUUGUAUGGGUACUAACUAAUGUUAUGCAAGGACUAUUCAAGAACAAUUUGUAAAGAAAGAUUAUCGAACAAUUUUCUCAUGAAAAUUAAUAUCGCUAUGUAAAUACUUAAAUUGGUUUAUGUUGAAACAAAUAAAUUUUGGUUCGGGGUUGAAGUGUUCCCAAUGGUCAACUUCAGGCUCAUAGACUUAGAUAUGAUAAAACGCGAGUUCGAGUGUUUUGAAUAGCUUAAAAUACGACAACAAAAGAAUACUAAUUAGGAUGAACAAUUAUAUAAUCAUACUAAUUGGGAUGAACAAUUAUAUAAAGAAUACUAAUGAAGAUGACUUUUAUCAGAUAUAAAGUCACUGCACGUGACAUGUUAUGGCUGACAUGAUUUGCUACAAGGUUUAUCCGUUUAUGAAUUUUUAAUGAGUAUUUUAAGUAAAUAUAAUCAGUCGAAUCGUAUAGGUACUGUCCAAUGGGAUUAUCACCCCUUGGUUCAGGUCUAUGUCAGAAGGGGUCGCUACCAGUCUGGCAGGGUCCUAUCGGGGAUUAUCACCCCUAGGGCAUUCAGUCUCUCCUAGCAGGUCUUAUAUCUACCCCUGCGGGAUGAAAACAUAAGGCUUAAUGAGUCUUUGGGUUGACCAGAGUUUGAGAGUAUAAUUGAUAUAAUUGGUUCACUUCACCCUGAACCCAUUCUCCCACAAUGAUUUGGUGUGUGUUUUACUUAUUUUCGGGCUGUUCUUUCACCUAACGUGCUUGAAUCAUUAAUGCUGCCUAUAUACAUGCAGUGGAACCAUUCGAGAUAUCAUCCCAUAAUGCAUCACUGCCCACCAAAGUUGCAAAUAUCGGACAAAUUGCAUUCUAUAAAUAUAGGACAAAUUGUAUAAAUUUGUACAAUCUUAUAUCAUAUAUAGGACAAAUUGUAUAAAUUUUGCAAAUUUAACAUUAUGGCUAGUUUUUAUUUUUUGUACUUGAUAUUUUUCAGAUACUCAUGAGCCAAGCGCUGAGGAAUGUGAUAUGAUUGUAUCUGAAAUAGACCGCACUUCAGAAGACACUAGGCGUCGCAAACAGGUAUAUUGUUUUUCAACCAAGUAUAUUUCUUUCUGAACAAUUCCUUCUUGGCAGACAAAUGCAUAUAUAAAACACGAAUUUUUUACGUCUGUAUGCUCAACAUGAAUAAGUAGAACAUUAUCCUUGUGUAACUAACGUGUUUUUCAACCUCUGCUACAGUAUAUAUAGACAUUACUAGACAUGGGGUAAUGAAUUGUUUAAUGUCGAUAAUGUGCUUGAUUUACACUGUACAAUUCAAGUUGAAAGCAGGUUGCAUGCAAUGAGUGAUGCAACAGUUUUAGGCAAACGUUGUAAAUCGGCCUUUACAGGUGACGACAUGAACAUUUACGAAAUCACGUAGUGACGUUUAUAUAAUUAUAAGUCAUCAGUAACAAAAUGGGGACUCUAAAGCCGAUAUCUUAAUCAAGAAAACGAGGCUCUAUAGCUAAGGCAAAGUACUUUCCACAAGCUUCUAUUAAGCGGAAUCCAUUGUGAAUAUAUGAUUAUUGACUUAAUAAAAUAAAUUAUUUUUAGCUGGAACUUGCCGCUCUACUUGUUAAAGAAUCUGAUGAAGGUUAGGAAAGUUUUUACUGUCAUGUACUGUAGUGCUGUGUGGUGUGUAAUGUUCUUAAUUUAUUUAUUUUCCAACACGGCCACUCCUUAACAGGAAGGAUUGUCUGUCGGAGAAUAUAUGAAAGAUUAUACACUGUAGUAUAAUAUGUUCUAUAGCGCAUCCUAUCAGUUCAGUAGAGUGUCCUAUGCAGAUAAAUGUUUCUUUAGUUUAGUAAAAAUAAAUUAACCAACCACAAAAAAAUAACCAACCAUAAAAAAAAUAACCAACCAUAUUGCUCUAUUUUGGUCGUAUGGUGAAACUAAUUACCUGGUGAAAUAUAUUUCACCUAAUCUUAGGGCUGAAUCAUAAUUACUUCACUUCCAAAGAUUUGCAUGGAAGAAUGAGAUGUCGUGCAUGCGCUCCGGUUUCCUCCCACAGGGAAAGUUGACAGAGUGGGUUAGGAUAAACAUACUUAGGAAAGUAAUAUCACAAUUGUUCUAAAAAUAAAUAGUCUAAGCUUACACAGGAAAAAACGCCUAGCCUGUAACAAUGUUGUUGAAAACAGGCCUGAACAAUAUUUUGCUAUUUUUCAUUGUUAACAAUAUUGUUCAGCAUUGUUCACCUGAACAAUACUGAACAAUAUUGUUAACAACCAGGAACAAUAUGAGCAGCAAAAUAUUGUUCAAGCUUGUUUUCAACAACAUUGUUACAAGCUACACGGCUAAACACGAUCAGAUUGUUGCAAUAUUGAUGAAAACAGGAUUGAUAGCCACUGAAAAGCCCCGAUAGGGAGUGAGUUGUAUAAUCAUAACUUGUGCCAAAUGGAGUGAAAUCACGUGCUGAAAUAUUCCAGCUGACAAUCAAACCCAAGGGCCAAGGUCUCUGGUAUAGCGUUUCAGCAUUCUGUCCACGGAGUUAUCACGUUUUCAGCACAAGUGAUUCGACUCAUUUUGCAAUAAUUAAGUUAAUCUUCAUACUGCAUUGCCAAGGACAACGAGCAAAACUGAGUAUUGCGUACACCUGUCAUUAUAUUUUCUAAACCGUUUCUUUUUUUUAGAUUCCAUUAUAUCUAUUACUCACACCAAAGUGCCUCGUGAUUCUCCUGUCAAUAUAUCCCAGAAUGGCACAAACAUUAAACAUGACCUAUCCAGUGAUUCAUCUGAUUCAUCGUUGCAUUUUUCAAGACCGACAUGUUUUAAUAUCGCGAUGUGGAUUGGUUGUAUUAUGACGUUAUUGUUUUCUUCACUGCAUACAGUGCAAUACGUAAACAGGUGUGUUUUAAGUACGAGUCCAGAAAGUGAAGCCAAGUAUGGAGCUAUUGGACGUCAGUUUCAGUCCCUUUCUAUUGUUUUUGUUUGCGCAAUCAGACACGAAGCUGCAAGAAGUGUGUCGAAAUUUCGUGCUUUUACUUCGAUUUAAAAACUAAUACUAUGGUUUUAUAAACUGGUAACUUGAUUAAGCGAUACGGUCCGUUAGAAAAUACUGGAAUUACUUUAUAUUAUUUAUAUUUAUUAGUAUUAAAACUGUUUACGACCUUCGUAUGUAUUGGACGUCUAUUUCCGCCAUCUUGGCUUCACUUUUCUCAUAGGCCGAAUGACUGAAGUCCUUACUCCAGUCCUUGCGCUAUUAUAUAUAACUGCGUAUCCCCCCCCCAUCACAUGCACCUCUACCCUAGUGCUGCCCAAUAAUGUACGUAAAUUGUUACUGUAUAUUGUCAUGGGAGAAUUUUGAACAAAAAACUUUCCGAAAACGCUGCUUAAUCUAUGCUCCUUUUCAUCAUGCAGAUUCGAUGAUGUGACCGUAAGAUGCUACAAACAAUCUGUAUUUUGGUCAUUAUUCAUUUCAGUGUUCAUAUCUCAGCCACUUCAGGUAAGAGACUAUAUAUAGGGUCUCUCAAAUAUGUUUGAAAUAAAUAAACUUAAUAAUAAUCUUGAUUAUAAUAAUAAUCAUUAAUAAUAAUAAUCUAAUAAUCUUGUAAUUAAGAUAGUUAUAAUAUUUAUUCAUUACUAACCAUCUAUUAUAUAAUAUAACAUUUAUAUAGCUAGUACCCGAGCAUUGAUUGGUCUACAGUAUAACUCAUGCAUGUAUGGAUAAAACAAUUUUAACAAUUUUUUUAAUCGAAAAUAAAUGUGUGCAUGCAAAUAGUAUUUUUAUAACAACAAAAUUAAGUCAAAUUGGGAAUUCUCAGGGAAUUCUCAGUUUAAAUAGAGGAAAACAUGACAAUUUAUGGUCAAAUUGACGAGAAUAUAUUGAUAGCAUACCAUGUAAGAUUAAGAAUCACUUCAAAACUCUGAAAGUAUUCAUGUAAACAACGAAGCGUUAGCUAAUAAUAAAUUUUCUAAUUUUAAAAAAUACUUGUGGUUUAUAAUAUACUAUUUUCAAACUAACAUAUCCGCCUAGUGUAUCAUCAAUAGCUGUAUUAACCAAACCGCUGCAUUCUUCAUAUUCCAGGCUCUAUUUAUCACCGUUAUUCAAGCGAUGCGCAGACAUUUUAUGUUUCAUUCCCCAAUAAUCGACGAACUGGGUCAGGAAAUUGAAGAUGAUGUGGUUCUAGAUGAUUCGAUGUUUGCCUCUUUUACGGAGAAGAAUUUCGAAGAUGUAAGUUUUUUCCAGUUUUUAAUAAUUUUAAAUGCGACCAAAGACGUUCCCGUAUAUAUAGCAACAUGUCUACUAGCAGGGGGUUUCAUGCAAAGGUUUCGAUCGCGUAACCAGGACAGGCUACUAAAAACAGGUUUACUUCCUCUGUCUUACUGGCACGAGUACCUGGGGUUGGUGUAUAAUUAAAUUGAAUGACUCUCGGAUUAGUAUAUAUUAUAGUAUCAAACGAUCGUAUCACCAGGCGCGCUACAACUAACAGUGUAACAUUCAAAAUUUACAGAGUUAACACUUAAACCUUUCAGAACAGUUUUUUUAAUAGAGCUCCCAGAAUAUAUAACUCCCUACCACCACAUAUAUUCGAGAAGCAAGCGUUACUGUUGGACAAUUCAAGUCUUACCUGUUAACUUAUUAUGAAGCAAUGACUAAACAAAUAUAUAACAUUAAUGCUCCACAAACGUUUAAAAGUAUAUGUGUCAAGUCCAUCUUCAUCGACAUUUUUGCUGUAGAAGUUGCAUGCAGGAUAUGAAGUUUGUUUUUUGCUCGGCUAUACAAAUUCAUCUAAUGACAUCUUACCGGGAAGAAUAUAGUACAUUUCUUCCUAAUCCAAAUAUGUUGCAUAUACCAAAAAAUCGUAUUUUGGAGUUAGUGUCCCUUCCCGCUUUACAAACGGAUACUCAUCUAUAUAAAAUAUAUCUGAGCUAACCAGUGGUCUCCGGUUUUUUACUCGCAGCCUCUUUAUCGAAAGUUGUUUUGCCUCAAAUAUUUGCAACCACUUUCAAGAAAAGUUGUUACCAGGACAAGAUGUAAGGUGCAGAAGCGAAAAACAACAGUAAUAUUUUUAAGGUAAAUCACCGUUUUACUACUAUAUAUAAUAUAAGUCAUUUUUUACAGUGAGAGCAAAAUCAUUUUAUAACUUGUCAUUUUACGUUAAAGCCGGCCGUUCAAAAGAGGCUAACAUGCAUGUUGGCCCUAAACUAUUUGCCGGAUCAUGCAAGUUUGACCAUAGUCUAUUACUGUCGUUCCAAUUGAAGUGUUGCUCCAAUAUUGAUUCAAUACAUUACCUCGGGCUGACCAAUUCAUUUGAUCAAGUUCCUCGAGAUAUUCAUACACUUCCUGUGAAAGAGCCAAUUCCAAGUAUUUGAUCAUUUCUGGUCACUUCCUUUCUAUUUAUGAUUGGUUAGUUGCACAAACAACAAAUGUGAUUGGAGCAUUCAAACUAUUCAACAGGAAGUUUACAAUUAUACUAGGAAGUGUGUGAAUAUCUCGAGGAACUUGAUGAAAUGAAUCGGUCAGCCCCAGCCUAGUCCCAGUCGUUCUGAAGCAAGCGCGAGAAAAAAGUGGAUGUACAACAAGACUGGGACCUAGGUGUGACGUCACCGCUCAAGGUGCUUCAGAAAGCCUAGCAGAUUUCAGUAUUUUUAAUAUGGCGAAAAAUUUAUAUAUACAAGUAACCUUUUAAUUAUAAAUACGACAAUGUUCGUUCAUCAUGUACAUGUUCGAUGUCUACAUGACCAAAUCAAACUGUAUUAAAAAUGUGCUAAACUAAAAAAAAUUAUAUACAAAUUUACGAUACCGAGUUUGAGCAAUCGUUGAUGUUAUUUAUGUACUCGCAAGUUGUGAUCAACACUAGACCAUACUAGUAUACACAACUACGCUUUCUACUUGACAUGACGGUGUUGUCAAAACAUUCUUAGUCGGAGACUCGGCAUAAUUUUCAAUUUUAGUAAACACGAGUCAUAUUUAGCCCGUUAUUCCAUUCUGACCGGAUGGCAGCGAAACGUAGCCUACUUCAUUGUUCCGACAGCAUUAGAGCAAAACUAAUGACUCAUUAUAUAUGCAAAGGAAAUUUCCAUAACAUUUUCCAUUUACAAUUGAGGUAUGCUUGGUAACCAGGCCAGGGCCCACUUUUUUGAAAUCAGGGACCAUUUUACCGAAAUCUGCUAGGCUCUCUCGCUGAAGCGUUCCGCACAGCACACCCAGGCAUAAAACUUUUAAGACUUAUUUCAAUAUAUCAAAGCAGCGAAUAGGGAGAGAGCCUGGGAGUAGGCUGGGUCAGCCCGAGGUAAUGUAUUGAAUCAAUAUUUGAGCAACACUUCAAUUGGAACGACAGUAAGAUAUGAUGAUCUGAAAGCUGGGCAAACUUCAAAGCUACAAAAUAGAAGACCUUUGUUUGAUGUUGAACUGCAAUUACUGCAUGUACCCUCACCGUGCACAAAUCGUUCAAUAAUAUCGUCGUCCACUCAUUAAAUAUUAUUCAUCGUGGCUUUACGUUUCUUCUCAGCCAUCCCUAUUGGACGGUUACUUAAUUAUACGAAAAUACGAAAAAACAAAUUAACAUAAACUCAGACAAAAACAUAUAUUAACAAACACUUCUAUUUAGUUUCCAGAUCAUCAUAUCAGAUGUUGAUAGACUAUGGUUUGACUUCGUUUAACAUUUUCAUCCAACCAUUGUGCAACAACGCAUGGUCAUUGGCAUUUAACGAUUACGCCUGAUCAUUAAUUGGCCACGCUCCUCCAACAUUGUUCAACAUCGUCCAACAUUGUUGGUCCAGCAGUGAUGGAUGAUGCUGGACUCGUUUGAACGGGCAUUAAGUAUUUUUACGGGCAUUAAGUAUUUUUUUCAUUAAGUUUUUUUUUAAGUACUUUUAUAUUUUUUUUAUUUUUAAGGCAUUAAAAUGCCUUAAUCGCUCAAAUAAUUGGCAAUUUUGAAAACCCAGUUAUUUGAAACAUCUCUGUGUUAUAAUUCUGAUCACGAAUUGGUGUUGAUUCCAACCACAGGCUCAAUGUGUAACUAACUUUAAAUUUGUCGUAUAUAGGCUGUAUUGUAUCUAACUUUGAUCAUCAGAUCAUAAAAAUUCUACGUUUAAAAAGCCCUCGAUCGAUCAUUACUUUUUUGUAGAGAUGUUCUAAUGUAUUGCCUGUUGCUG
Messenger RNA from Paramuricea clavata, 15312 nucleotides. The record is from the annotation of a GenBank genome assembly. Lineage: Eukaryota; Metazoa; Cnidaria; Anthozoa; Malacalcyonacea; Plexauridae.